Mastomys coucha (southern multimammate mouse) is the source of this 5107-nucleotide messenger RNA. RefSeq names its product ETS proto-oncogene 1, transcription factor (gene Ets1). Gene Ontology annotation, cellular component: nucleus. Gene Ontology annotation, molecular function: DNA-binding transcription factor activity, RNA polymerase II-specific; sequence-specific DNA binding. The record is from RefSeq and is a predicted model, not a curated record. The transcript is spliced from 8 exons. Lineage: Eukaryota; Metazoa; Chordata; Mammalia; Rodentia; Muridae. Gene Ontology annotation, biological process: cell differentiation; regulation of transcription by RNA polymerase II. Bases 354 to 1679 code for a protein of 441 amino acids.
GGGACCCUGGGCCUGGGCUCGGUGAGGAACGCCCUAAAGCGGAGGCGAGCUGCACUGCGCCAGCGCCGGCCAGCCUAGUGAGCGAGCGAGUGAGCGAGCGCCCAGGACGGAGGAGUGAGCGGGCGAGGCGCGGGCGAGGCUGGGACCUAAGCGCGCUCUCUACUCCGCCAAGUGCCAACUUCGAGCGGACUGGCUGGGCGCGCACCUUCCCGCCGGGCGGUCAGCGGGAAUUUGAGAUUUUAGGGUUGCGCUCUGUCCCCCUUUCCCCCGGGUUCAAAAUCCCCAUUAAAAAGCAAAACAACAGUUACAGCAAACUUGCUCUCAUCCCGCCGGUCCCCUCAACUCCGGGCACCAUGAAGGCGGCCGUCGAUCUCAAGCCGACUCUCACCAUCAUCAAGACAGAAAAAGUGGAUCUGGAGCUUUUCCCUUCCCCGGAUAUGGAAUGUGCAGAUGUCCCGCUGUUAACUCCGAGCAGCAAAGAAAUGAUGUCCCAAGCAUUGAAAGCGACUUUCAGUGGUUUCACAAAAGAACAGCAGCGACUGGGAAUCCCCAAAGACCCCCGGCAGUGGACAGAAACCCAUGUCCGGGAUUGGGUGAUGUGGGCUGUGAAUGAGUUCAGCCUGAAAGGCGUGGACUUCCAGAAGUUCUGUAUGAAUGGAGCAGCACUGUGUGCCCUGGGUAAAGAGUGCUUCCUCGAGCUGGCUCCAGACUUUGUUGGGGAUAUCCUGUGGGAGCAUCUGGAGAUCCUGCAGAAAGAGGAUGUGAAACCAUAUCAGGUUAAUGGAGUCAACCCUACCUACCCAGAAUCCCGUUACACCUCGGAUUACUUCAUUAGUUAUGGUAUCGAGCAUGCUCAGUGUGUUCCUCCCUCAGAGUUCUCAGAGCCCAGCUUCAUCACAGAGUCCUAUCAGACGCUGCAUCCCAUCAGCUCAGAAGAACUCCUGUCCCUCAAGUAUGAGAACGACUACCCUUCUGUCAUUCUCCGGGACCCUCUCCAGACAGACACCUUGCAGACAGACUACUUCGCCAUCAAGCAAGAGGUGUUAACUCCAGACAACAUGUGCAUGGGGAGAGCCAGUCGUGGUAAACUCGGGGGCCAGGACUCUUUUGAGAGCAUAGAGAGCUACGAUAGUUGUGACCGCCUCACCCAGUCCUGGAGCAGCCAGUCAUCUUUCAACAGCCUGCAGCGGGUCCCCUCCUAUGACAGCUUCGACUCCGAGGAUUAUCCUGCUGCCCUGCCCAACCACAAGCCCAAGGGCACCUUCAAGGACUAUGUGCGUGACCGUGCUGACCUCAACAAGGACAAGCCUGUCAUUCCUGCUGCUGCCCUGGCUGGCUACACAGGAAGUGGGCCGAUCCAGCUGUGGCAGUUUCUUCUGGAAUUACUCACUGAUAAGUCUUGUCAGUCUUUUAUCAGCUGGACAGGAGAUGGCUGGGAAUUCAAGCUUUCUGACCCAGAUGAGGUGGCCAGGAGAUGGGGAAAGAGAAAAAACAAACCUAAGAUGAAUUAUGAGAAACUGAGCCGUGGCCUUCGCUACUAUUAUGACAAAAAUAUCAUCCACAAGACAGCGGGUAAACGCUAUGUGUACCGCUUUGUGUGCGACCUGCAGAGCCUGCUGGGAUACACCCCGGAGGAGCUGCACGCCAUGCUGGAUGUAAAGCCGGAUGCUGACGAGUAACGGACACGGAAGGGCCCAGGGACUCUGCUAAGACCUUUCAAAGAGCAACCGUGUUGGUUGGACUCUUCAUUUUUCAUUGUUAUUCUAUGUUUUAUUUUCCAGAACUCGUUUUUUUUUCUUUUUUUUUUUUUUUUUCACAUUCAGGGGUGGGAGCUAAGGGAGCUGCAGCUGUAUUCCAUUGACCAUUGGCAAGGCUGGCAAGAGGAAGUCAGGACCUGUGGGGUGGGCGGGGCAAGAAGUUCCUGAGCAGAUUUUCAGGAGGGAGAAAAAGGUCUCCUCAGAAGCCUGAUGGACCUGGCUUGCAGAAGAAAAAAACUUAUGUGUCAUUAUGGCAUUUUUUUUUUAAUCAAAGAAAAAAUUUUCCUCUUAAGUUGUGGAUCUACUAGUGGGAGGAAUUGUCACGUUAAAAGUAAAGAGAUUGAUGAAAGUCAGUCAUUUUAGAGGGUGGGAUGAAAACGGAUGCUUCAGGGGAUGACUAAACUCAAGACUUAUUAACUUUUCUACUUUUUGAAACCAAGAUGGACUUUAAUGGAAGGGGUCCAAAACUGGUUUUAUGUUGAAGUUUAUUUUGUUAAAUUUUGUGCCAGUAUUUUUUUUUCUUAAAAAAAAAAAUCGUCUUAAGCUCUAAGGUGGUCUCAGUAUUGCAGUAUUGUGACUUUGUUUUUAUUUGCUGGCUGAGGAUUCUGUCACAGUGAAAGGCAACUGUUUAUAUAGACCCCAUUGGAAAAUCCCAGCUCCGUACUGAGAUCAGAGACCCCAGACUCUUACAGCUAAAGGAAACAAAUGCUGAUUUGAGGACAGGGGAACUGUGCAUGUGAAUUCCACCUGCCGUUUGUAAAACCUCGGUUCCCUGUCCUUUUACUUACUGUCAGGCUUCGGACUUAGUGUUAGUUAAGGGGCAUUAAGUCUCUGCACUGAAUGUAUUUUGCAGCUCUGCUUUGGAAUUGUCAACAUAGGAGCACUGUUAAAGUCUUGGAAAGGAAAUCCAAGGAGGAGGAUUAAACUGGUUUUUGGUUAAAUCGCUACCCGAAAUGUAGAAGACUCAGAGUAAAAGCUGUUUGCAAUGGGCAUUACCCCUCGGGUCUUACGGCCUAAAUGCAUACCAUUCCAAACUAAGGGUCUACAAUUCACCUCUAUGUCUUAUUUUCCCCAGCAUCCCACAUGGCCGCCCCUCCCCCACCUCACUAAUCAGUUAGAGUGGAAUGUAAUGCUUCCUGAGAGGUGAAUGAAAGCGUAAUUUCAGCAUCACAACACAAAUCAAAGAGUACAGACUUGCUAGGGUUCGGAGGCCACAGAAAUGGAGAGGGCGUUUCAGUAGCAUGUGACUCGGCCUCCUCUGGGAGGAAGGUUUCCUUUGAAGGACUACUAGUCAGGUAGGAUAUCAGGUGAGGCUGCUUGUGGAGGAAGUGCUAGGGAGCACUGGGACUUGACCUGUUGCCACCUCAGCCCAGGGCAAGCCAAGGUCAACUGCAGGUGAGAGGAAGACUUGAGAAAAUACAAGGGAAGGAGCUAAGUAAGGAAAAAUAAGGUGGCCCGUGACAGAUAUAUGUUUAGUUUCCUCCAAGUUUAAAUUCAGAGACUUAAUUGAGGCAGCCAUCUCCCUGCCAGUUGGGAGAGGAGACCUGAAAAUAAGGCAUUGUGGGUAAAAACAAAGUCAGGAAACAUGCCUGGUAACAUUAGAAUCCCUUCCACUAUAUACAUGCCUACUUAAAACAGUGACAGUGGACUUCCGUGAGAGAAAAGGUGGCAGUUGGUUGAGGUGGGCCUCUCCAGGUUCCCGCUUCGGGGAUUGUAACUACCUGGUAUCUUCACGAGAGUAGGUGGCUGACUUCCCAGAUUCUCUUGAAGGCUCUGAAUUACUAAGAACCUAACUCUUGCCCAUGGGUGUUCUGUACUGAUUGGUUGGAGCAUCCUCACAAGGAAGCAUAGGCCAAACAUUCCGGCUAUAUAUUUUGAUCCUUACAAAUGCAGGUGCCUUAAUAAAGCUCUCAAAAUAGUUAGGAGCUGCUCAGGGAGGGUUAGGUGGGGUCAUUUGGAUUAUGCUGUCUUCUCUUAUAUUAUGUGAUCUUUGUUGGGCACUGGCAGUGUAAGUGUGUGUGUGUGUGUGUGUGUGUGUGUGUGUGUGUGUACAUUUAUAUAAAACUGCAACUGAAAUAGUACUCAAUUUUCUAUUUAAGUCUGUCCACAUUUCCAUAACGGUGAAAGAGUACAGCCAGGGCUGAUUGAUAUCAUUGUUUGCUCUUUGCCACAAAGGCUUACAAAAAUCAUUUCCCUAGGUCAUGAUCCUUCCCUAUAUUCAGUUCAUGCUUAAAAUGCCCCUUCUGAGAGUCUACCACCUGCAGUCCUCUAGCAGUAAGAAAGUGCCUCCCACACUCCUCAGCUUGCUGGCCCACCAAGGUGCCCUUUCUCCCUAGGUCCACCACUUUCAGGAUUUGUAGAUAGUGUAUUAGUCAGAGAGCUUUGUUGUCCAUCUGGCCAGAUGCUUUUCCCCGUUUUGUCCGAAGGCCAGAGACCAUCCCAGGAAGAGUGGCGGGUGGUUUAUACACUGGAAAUGUAGCGGCAUUGCUGCAUUGAUGCUCUUUAAAAACACGUUCACUUCAGAGGACGGACGAACAGAUCCGAUCUAGCUGGGUCACUCCAUUAUCUUCCCAGAGAAAUGCUUUAACCUGUGUGCUUGGCUUUGGACUCAGGGUCAGCGGGAUGGGGUAAGGAUGCUCCUUCCAGAGAGCUCUGAUGUUGUGGCCAUGGAGACAGUUUAAACAUUCUAGAUCAGAGAUGCUCUUCCUCACUUUGGAGACCAACACUCUGGGUUUUAAAGCAUUAACCUUCAUGGUGAAAUCACACCUUCUCUCUUCUAGCCAUGCUGUGCAUGCUGCUUUCUCUGUUGGGGUCUAUAUAAAUUUGUUGAACUCUUACGUACAUUCCAAAGACGUUUCAAGGAACCACAAGUAUAUGUAUACAAAUACAUAUAUGAAGUAUAUAUGUUAAAAUGAAAUUAUCUCUAUCAGGAAUACUGCCUCAGUUAUUGAAUUUUUUAAAGGAUACUUUUUUUUUAAAGCUGAGAAUUAUUGGGGUGAGAAAGAUGUUAUAUUGUUUUUGACUUUUUCCAACUUGUAUUUUCAUAUAAUUUAUAUUUUUUAAAUGCUGAAAAUUUAAAAUCAAGAUUUAAAAAGGAAAAGCAGGUGCUUUUUAAAAAUCAGAACUGAGGUAGCUUAGAGAUGUAGCGAUGUAAGUGUCUUAAAUGUUUUGUUUUUUUUUUAAAAAAAACAUGCAAAAAAAUUCUUAUGGGGGGAGUUUUUUGUUUGUUUCUUUUAGUAGCUGAUGCUGGCACAUCAUUUUGCUGGAAAGUUUUUUAUAUACUGUGGCCUGAUUUCAUAUUUGUAUUUUAAACUGUGUGAAAUUAAAGAAACCAAGAAAUUCAUUCAUAA